Sitodiplosis mosellana (orange wheat blossom midge) is the source of this 612-nucleotide messenger RNA. RefSeq lists its product as uncharacterized. The record is from RefSeq and is a predicted model, not a curated record. The coding region runs from base 1 to 552 and encodes 183 amino acids. NCBI's taxonomy places the organism in Eukaryota, Metazoa, Arthropoda, Insecta, Diptera, Cecidomyiidae. The transcript is spliced from 3 exons.
AUGCUGAGUCGAAGAUCUUUCACACUGCUGCUCAUCGGCUUGGGAGUAUCCAUGUUCUCAGUCGUGGAUGUGAGUGGAGCACCAUCCGGGAAGAAUGAUAAUGGUCGCAAAAACGGUUAUGUGCCUCCAAGCAAGCCAAAUCCACCAAAAAAAUAUGCCAAACCUGUUAUGAUGGAUCCGGCUUAUCAAACCAUGGAAGCAAAAACAAAAGUUCCGGAGCCUGUAUCUGACCUGGAUCAAAAUGAUUCAACGCUUAUUUCAGUAAAAGAUCAAAUCGGAAAAAUUGACGAUCAUGCAAAGAAGAACGGCUGGGUGUCUCCGAACAAAUCUGCUUCAACAGAAUCAACAAAAGUUCUUAAGCCUGUAUCUGAAUCGAAUGUUUCAGAGCCGGAAACAGUUCUAGAGCAUUUAUCUGAACCGGAUCACAAUGAUUCAAUCCCAAUGCCUAUUUCAAUAAAAGACCAAGACGGAAGAAUUGAUUACUCUGCCUUGGAAGCAAAAGCGAAAAGACAAGGAUGGGUUAAUUUGUGGAAUCCACAAGGUGGACUUUAAACUUAACCGAAACAGACAAAUUCUGUUGCAAUUUAUCCUUAUUCAUACUACUUGUACUAC